UCUAAUUCAGUAGUUCUGCCUAAGGCCAAACAAAAAAAUAGUCUUGGUUCAGGGAACCCGACCGACCCUAUUUUUUGCCCCCGACCCUAACGAUUUUUUUAGUCCGCGGAAAAAAAAUCCGUCAGCGAUGUUUUUCUUCGGUACGGUAUGGAACGAGUUUUACGUAUAGCGCAUUGUAGCCGAUAACAACAGAUCCAUUCGUUUACGCUUUAUAAACAUGGCGGCGUCCACAUCGCUAAUGUUGGCAAUAAACAUCGAAAAAUGUGACCACCAAAAAGGCUGUCAGCUGAUGAGAGUUACUCCAACCUCAUCAACAGCAGCUGACAUUUUUAAAGAGCUUCAUGGGCCGGUGGAUCCACAACGAUAUGGGGUUAAAUUCGUUGUGGGAACUUCGCUGGAAGGGACAUCUUUCUGGGAGAUUGACGGUUGCAUCCCAUUGUUUGAGGUUUCGGCGUUUGGUGUGAAGGUCCUCAAAAUGACAUGUACUACCUUACCAGAGGGAAUAUUGGCAUCUUCCCUGGAGAAAAUUUCGAACGAAGCAACAAAGAAAACCGUUGAUGCCUUCCAGGUGUUAAUGAUGAAGGGGAAAGCAUUGCCCACGAAAAAAGUGGCAAGCUCUGGAGUACUGACGGGACUUAACCGGAAAGAUGAGUUGUACAAUGCCAUAAUAGACCUGUGCAAUAGAAUGGAUACCAAGUUUCCAAGAGACAAUGCAGUGACUGAUGGUGGUUACUUUGUGCAGAUGGUGUGAUUUGACUGUCUGCAAUGCAUUGUGGUACAAAACAAACCAGAUGGACACGAUUAACAUCACCUCCAAAAAGCAGAAAGAUGUACAGCCUGUCCCAGACCUGUUUGAACAGUUUGACGGGUACAAUGACACAAAAAGGAAGAAGCAGAAAUCCGAGCCGAUGACCAGUAGCGGACUUCAGAGUCAUGCGGAAUGUUUAUUCAGUUUAUUAGAGAAACCUUACGUAAACUCUACAACAGGAAAAUGGCCAGAGCUUCGUGCAAGUGU
This is a messenger RNA of Dreissena polymorpha, 1015 nucleotides long. RefSeq lists its product as uncharacterized. Bases 218 to 751 code for a protein of 177 amino acids. The transcript is spliced from 5 exons. Lineage: Eukaryota; Metazoa; Mollusca; Bivalvia; Myida; Dreissenidae. The record is from RefSeq and is a predicted model, not a curated record.